Molecule: messenger RNA, 1961 nt
Organism: Pecten maximus
Lineage: Eukaryota; Metazoa; Mollusca; Bivalvia; Pectinida; Pectinidae
Product: hydroxyacyl-thioester dehydratase type 2, mitochondrial-like
Exons: 4
Coding region: 161-625 (154 amino acids)
Source: RefSeq, a predicted model, not a curated record
AUAAAUAUGUUAACAUGACCGUAAACAAAUAUAACCCGGGAAAGCCACAUGAGUAACUGUUUCAGAUCUCUCUAUAAACCUUCAUGAAGAUAGGCCUAUGUGAGAUGAUCAAUUAUCGACGACGAACUUCUGGUGGAAUUCCGAUCUGCUCUGAAAUAAGAUGACAUCAAUGACUAUGCUGUUGCACAUCAGGCGGGCAUUCUGUACAAGGGCAUGGUUACAACCAGGCAGUAAAGCUUCGCUGACGAAAGUGUUUAUGGCCGACGAAGUGCAAACCUUCUCCGAGAUCAGUCAGGAUAGAAACCCUAUUCACAUCGAUCCAGAAUAUGCUGCAAAUACACGAUUUGGGAAAUGCAUUGUCCAUGGCGUUUUGCUAAACGGUUUACUGUCAGCUGUGUGCUCCACCAAGUUACCAGGACCAGGUGCUGUAUAUCUGUCUCAGGAACUAAAAUUUCUGGCUCCAGCUUUCGUAGGUCAGUCUGUGACAGCCGAGGUGGAGGUAAUAGAUAUCGAAAGACUCGUCAUGACCUUGUCAACAACUGUUCGAGAAACUGAUACACUGAAGCUUUUGUUGGAAGGAUCAGCCAAACUCGUGAUACCAAAGAAAUUAGCUAGGGGGAGGUAACCCUUGUGAACUUAACUAAGUUAAACCAUGUAGAAUUCCUUCCUCAUUCGGACUUGCCAUUGGGUUAACAGUGUUCUUAUCAGAAUCAUUAUCUGGAAUUUCUUAUUUGUCGCUGUUAAUAAGUUCAUAAAUUAGACAAAACUUCCAGUAACAGUGUAAAGAGAUGUAGAGAACUUACCUCUAAGAGUUGACAUGAAAAUGCAUUGUGUGCGAAUAGGAGAAGACAGGAAAUUGAAAUGAUUAAUGAGAAUGCAUGGAUACUAGGUGUUCUGUUGUCAUCAGUAUUUACAACCCAUAAUGAAUGCUAAAAUGUUUUAUAUACUCCUUUUAUUGUUAUUACAUUUCCUGUUAAUACUCAAAACACAUUUGGUUGCCGAGUUCAGAUAUUGCUAAUGUCCUGAUAUGAAAACGUACACAUUUUAGCGUUUAUCUUAUUAAAUCGGGGGGUUUUUUUUUGCGCUAAAAGCAUUCCGCUAAUUUAUGAAUGUGCUAAUUACACUUCCUUUACAUCGUUUUCUAUGGUAAGCAUUUAGGUGUUCUUAUUCAUCGUUUUUCUUAUCUCUUUGAAUUCAGCUAGGCGCAAAAAUUUGAAUACGUGAAAAUAAUACUAUUAAAGUAUAUGGAAUUUCCCUUCAGUCAGUUAAUAAACAGCUGGCCAAUCAAGAUUUCACUUUCCCCAUGUAACGUAAGUGGUAUUGAAACGUUGAAAAAAAGUCUUUUUUCGUUUGGAGAUGCAGUAUUAAUUAAAGUUUUGAAUCAGUGAAAUUCUCCUUUGCUGAUAUUUUAUGUGAGCAGGAUGAACUGUCAUAAUGUAACCGUAGUAAACAAUGUGUUAUACUAAAGUCACGUGAUUUUUGUUUUUCCUAACGUCUCUUCUGAGUUCACACACGUUUUGGCCAACAACAUUACUAACGAGCCAUAGAAGGAUGAAGCAGAUAUGCGAUGCGAUUAUAUAUUCAUUAUAAGUCAUUUCCAGUUUCUAAUACUUGAUUCAUAUUUAAAGGUUCCAUUCUCUUAUAUCCUUUGUCCAUCUCAUCCAUCAAAUUACAUGUCAAUAAAAUAAAUCCAGGCCUGUGUUUGGUUAAAUUACAUGUGAAUGAAAAUCAACGCUUUUGACUUUUGGCAAUAAUUUUAAUCUUUUUAUUUGGCUGCCAUUUUUUUUAUCAUUUUUAUAUAUAUAACAAUUCUAACAACAUCUAAAAUAUAACAGUUUUUGUGAAAGAUGAAAAAUAGAUUGUUUUGAUUUCUUUUCAAAAUGGGAGCGGUAAUCCAUGACCGUGUACUAAAAAAGAGCGUCCGUUGUCGGUCAUAGAUUUAAUAAAUAUUGACGAAUCUG